AUGGCCACCCCGAACUACACACCCGAGCAAAUCUCGGCCCUUCGAUCCCUGCGGGACCGCCUCCGCUCCGCACAAUAUACCUGGGAAGUCCGGCAGCUGUUGAAGAACACAGCUAGCGCUACAGGACUGAAGCAACUACAGCUCGUACAAUGGCAGGAUGAGGAUAACAAUAGGAAAAACCUGCUGCAUUUCUUAGUGGAUGAGAGGCUUGAAAAAGUAGCCAUCCUCCUCAUCGAAGUCUUCUGGAGCCGAAAGGAAGAAGACCAAAAACAGCUCAUGCGUAUCAUCAGGUAUCCAAAGUGCUACAUCGAUAGUCCUGAAGGCAGCGGCGGGGAAUAUACAGUUGAGCGUCUCGCGGAAGGACGAAACUGUGAGCAGCUGGUGGACAUGAUAAGCCGGUUCCGUGAGCUGUGUCCUCAAGAUACCUCUACGGGAGAAGAAGAAGACGAAGAAGAAGAGACAGAAGAGGAGAGAGCAACGGCAAUAGAACGUAUGAGACGUCUUCAACGAAUAAGCACCCCUAUACCUCGAACUCCUUCUCCUCCUCCUCCGUCGUCAUCAAAUGGUUCUCUUCUUCCAAUUCCACUGGAACCCGCUAACUUUUCUCCACUGCAUGUGUUUACCACAACAAAGAAGAAGAAGAAGAAAACUCCUCUGCAUCCUCCUCGUGCUGCGCGACAAGUUAGUUCUAGUCCUCGCAGUACUCCUCCUCGCAGUACUCCUCCUCUAGCUAGAGGCGGUACCCCUGUAGAGAUAACAAUCUGGAGUUCUCCUCCUUCUUCUCGUGCUGCAAUACAGACGCCUAUUCUUCUACGUGACGAUGCUCACGACCAAUCUCAACCUAGUACCCCGCCGCCUUUCAUACCUUCUACUACUCCUCCUCCAGCCCCAGGGGCACCAGAUACUCCACUUUGGUAUCCCCCUUCGGAACACUCAGAGCACUCAGAGCCAGAGCCAGAGUGGGAGGAACAAAGAGUAAGAGAAAGUCAACGGAUUCAGAGCCCUUCAACACCACCGCCGCUGGGCAGUUCUGUGCCUGCCUCGUCUGAACGGACACUUGAACCUCUCACUCCGGUUCGUCUUCUUCUAGUACCUGCCAAUUUCCUCUCUCUCCCUUAUGGACCUAUGGGUUGA
Molecule: messenger RNA, 1134 nt
Organism: Neurospora hispaniola
Lineage: Eukaryota; Fungi; Ascomycota; Sordariomycetes; Sordariales; Sordariaceae
Exons: 2
Coding region: 1-1134 (377 amino acids)
Source: RefSeq, a predicted model, not a curated record